UCUUUUACAGUCCAUUUUAAUCCGUGUGAGUUUCUGUUUUUACGAAGAAUGGUCUCCCAGCUUGUUUCACAUCUGAACAAUUACAAUUUUUUUUGUGCCUGCAGACUAAUUUCAACACUGUUCUAACUCGGGAGAAGCUCAAGAAAGAGCAGAUCAUCAAUGAGCUGACAGAAAAGUUGCGGAAAGUUACCCAGCAACAGGAGAAGGACAAAGCUCUGAUAGAGACUCUUUCGGAGGACCGUGCUAGCGUCAUGAAGGAGAAGAAGCACCUGGAGGAGGAGCUGAACCGCCUGCGCAGCACCGCCCUGGUCUCCUCUGCCUUCUUCACCUCUGCUUCUGCAGCUCAGGAGGCCACAGAAGCUGGGGCAGCAGCUCGGGCCACGCCUGUCGCAGGGGCCUGUUCCUCUGAGCCUCUGGCUGCAGCAGACAGACUGGCCUCUGUGGCCGCCAUUCGAGACGAUGAACAUGUCGACUCGGCAGUGGAGGCUAGCAUGGUGACAGUCCAUGAUAACGUCUUGAUGUCAGAGGAGAAACAGCGGAUACUCUUACUUGAGAGGACUUUACACAUGAAGGAAGAAGAAAACAAGCGCCUCAGUCAAAGACUGAUGUCUCAAAGCAUGUCGUCUGUGUCAUCACGCCAUUCAGAGAAAAUCGCCAUCAGAGAUUUCCAAGUAGGCGAUUUGGUCCUCAUCAUCCUCGAUGAAAGGCAUGACAACUAUGUUCUGUUCACAGUCGGUCCCACCCUCUACUUCCUCCACUCAGAGUCUCUCACUGCACUGGACCUCAAACCAGCAUCAGGGACCUCCAGACGGCCAUGGGUUCUCGGGAAGGUGAUGGAGAAGGAAUAUUGCCAGGCAAAAAAGGCACAGAACAGGUUCAAAGUUCCUUUGGGAACAAAGUUCUACAGAGUGAAAGCUGUUCCAUGGAACAGGAAAGUAUAAUAGCCAAGUAAUGAGCUACAGUGUAUAUUUAUAUCGCUUAAAAUUUUUGAACAGAAUCUUCACACCAUAAUUCAUAACUUGAAAAAUGAAAGACCCGAAAAAUCGAAAGAAUGAAGAUCAUCAUCACGCUACUUUGGCUUUUAGUUCAAGAUCCCACCUACUACCACAUUUUUUUUCUUUCUUUUUUUUUUCCUUUUUUUUUCUUU
Molecule: messenger RNA, 1147 nt
Organism: Myripristis murdjan (pinecone soldierfish)
Lineage: Eukaryota; Metazoa; Chordata; Actinopteri; Holocentriformes; Holocentridae
Product: RB1-inducible coiled-coil protein 1-like
Exons: 8
Coding region: 252-941 (229 amino acids)
Biological process (GO): autophagy of peroxisome; autophagosome assembly; ribophagy
Cellular component (GO): Atg1/ULK1 kinase complex; phagophore assembly site membrane
Molecular function (GO): protein kinase binding; molecular adaptor activity
Source: RefSeq, a predicted model, not a curated record